Molecule: messenger RNA, 1227 nt
Organism: Alternaria alternata
Lineage: Eukaryota; Fungi; Ascomycota; Dothideomycetes; Pleosporales; Pleosporaceae
Exons: 1
Coding region: 366-1178 (270 amino acids)
Source: RefSeq, a predicted model, not a curated record
CAAAGCCGCAAUGCAAUCAAGGUAAGACUUACAUCGAGGCGUAUGAGGUUACAUCUACACACUCUCGCCACAAGCGCUACUGCAAGGGCGUUGCCGUGAACCCUGUACAAGCCAUGCAGGGCUCCCAUUGGAGGGACGUCAUGCCCCCUACGGUGAAUGCUAAGCACGCACGAACGUCCUCCUACCUCCGCUGAAUCUUUCCGACACUUCUAUUCCUCCACACUUUUUUUCUUUUGAGGCACACAGAUAUUUUCAUGUUCAUUACUUGGCUACCUUAGUUCACCGGCUGACAUGGCCUACCACGUGCCUGUGCCUAUUACGCUUGGCACUUCCUUAACGCUACAUUUCCUGGUCUUCAGUGCAACAUGGGUAAAGAUGGUUGGAGCCUCGUCGGUGUGGUAGAGGUUGAUCUGAUCUUUCCGCGCAACGAGACAUAUGCGCCUACCGCCUAUUUGCCCAUUAUUUUCGCCUUCCAAAAUUCUCAUCUGGCGCCUUUCCACGAUCCGCUCAUUCACAUCGACGCUUAUCUAGUCCAGAACGCGAACGGCAGCACUCCUCAAUGGGCUCCGCCCGAGUCAAUCGAUCUGGAACAACUGCGAUGGGCAAACUUUACCAACAACGACACCUACUUUGCAUACCCAACUUACCAACGUAAUGAGUUCACCUUCGCGACUGAAGGAAUCUGGCAGGUCACUUGGACAUUCAACUGGGCAGUGUGUACCGAAGACUCGUUGGCAAACAACAUAUUUAUCCGAAACGAAUCGCAACGCACGACGACGCUCACCAUCAGAAAGGACGCUCAAGAGGUAGAUCUUGUGUCCGGAACAAUGGGCAAGAGCUGCUCUGGACAAGAUGGUGUCGCAGUCAACAUCACGAAUACGCUCCAUAUCCCUAGCUCCGCUCAUUGGGAAGGUCAACCCGACAAAUGGGAAGGUCAAGGCGACAUGUGUGCAUCCACGGCGUCUUCUGUUCCUAAGUCGGAUCCUUGUCGAGUGAGCAUCGACCCUGCCGCCGCUGCAAGCAUCUCAUGUUCAAUCACCUUUGGUAGCUCAGCGGCAGAUUUCAGCACAACAACCUCUUCGCUGACAUGCCCGGAGGAUAAGAAGAGCGCUGCUGGGUGUUUGACCGUUGGGGGCCUUGCAGCGCUGUUUGGGGUAUUUUCCUACCUUCUUCAUUAAUACUAGGAGUUCUGUACAAGGUCAAAUUGAUCCGUCACAUUGAGGCGCA